AGAGAGAGAGAGAGAGAGAGAGAGAGAAAGAAAGAGGGACGCAGUGGCUCUGUCCACGCGCCACGCGAGGUGAACAAUUUUGCCCGUUUGAGGCGAUCACAACAGCGCAGUCGAGACUUUUUCGCACAAGCACCAGCCAGAGCCGGAAUGGAACCCAGUGGCGUGUUGCUGUGCUGAAAUGCUGGCAAAGGAAUUUCGCCAUCUAGAUUCUCUUUCCGACCACUUUGGACUUUUACUCCCUUCAUUUGAAAACGGAAAUCUGUACUUUCUUCUCGUUACAUUGUCAAAAUAGGCUCCCUUCCUUUUUCCCAACCGAGGCGCAAGAAGAAAAUAGAGAGGUAAAGCCAGUUGAGAGAGAAGCAAGAUAUUCCCCAUCCGUGGCCUUAUAAACAGCAUCAUGCGGCAUGUAACGUGAUUAGUUAUUUUUCUUAGUACGAUGUAAGUUCAUAAAAUAGGGAAGUGUGUUUCCUCAUUGUGGCAAGUUAUCAAGACAGAUACUAUAUGUAAUUGACAGUAAAAAAAAAUUUAAAAAAAUGCAUUUUUUUUUAUUUGCUACUUUUGUUCCUUUACGGACGGACAGGAAACAGUACUUCUACUUUUCCCAGUUUUUAUGGACACUGUGCACACUGUGUGUGCGGGGGAUGCACAGUACUUUUGUCUCCUCUUGCGCCCCAAGUGGCCACCGGCUGUAAUUGAAAAUGGCCCUUCUGUUUAAAACGGCGACCUGUGCGGUAUUUUGGGGCUUUUUUUCAUGGACUGACACAAAGUGCUGACUGUUAAGCACUAAAUUGGCCAUUUUGCGAGAAAAUGACAUUGUAAAUGUUGCUUUUCAACUUCAUGUCAGUAACACGCAGGCACGUUUACUGCUGCAGUAACAAGCAUGAGCCUCUAGAGGGAGCGAUAGCAGUAAAGCGAGAAAAAUGAGAGUCCACCAGAGUGAACAAAGUGUGCGAGACGGCAGCAAACUGUCACUUUUAUUUUACUGCAUCAUCAGUACAUUCAAAGACAUGUUGGAUUUGAGGUUGGCCUUCACAGGUCCUUCUGACCGUCCUCGUCGCAGGUGCAGCACAAACGCUACGUUGCAACGCUACCCCGCGCGUACCCCGUAGGCACAGACGCAAUCAGCGCUACGUUAACGGAAACAUUUUGGUGCAGCCAUGACACAUUCGACAAAUGAAGAAAAACUUGAGAUUCCGAGUGACAUCUUUCGUGCUGUCAGUGGUCCACCGCUGGUCAAAGUUCAUGCUGGUUUUGGGCCCAACCUGUGAAAGCCGACUUGGACGAAACCCCAGAGUGGACACUCUGACCCGGAUCAACUGGACUUUAUGUUUUCCCGUGGCACACUAGACGAUCUCUCAAGGUACUUUAACGUGGGUGAGAAUCACUGCAGUGGCACUGGAUUGGAUUUUGUGUCAACUGGGGGCAAGAGGAGGGACUUGCCUCUGUUAAAUGUUUGGGAGAUCCUGGAGGAAGGCGGCUGCAGCUGGUGUACAUCCUGUUGGUGUGUCGGUGGGGCGCGGGCGGGGGCGGGGUUAAUCCUGUAGAAGCAGAUCUUCUAGAAAACACAAGACCAAAAAAAAAACAAAAAACAAAAAAAUCCAGUUCUUUCCACAACAUCAGAUAGAUCUGCAUCCUUUCUAGUCUUCAACAGGCUUUUUGUUCGAAUCAUAGCUGACGCAGGAGCAGCUCUACUUCCUGUGGUUCUAUGUCAACUGGCCCCCUCACUUCAGAGCCCCCCGGCCCGAAAUCCCUCAAACGUAAAGCUCGUCUUCACAUACUUGCUCUCACACGACAGCUGCUGUGCAACACUGCCACGACAUCCUAGCAAGCCCAAAGGUCAAGCUGAUCGAUUCCUCUGUACUUCCUGUCAAGAUGGAGUCCCCCCUGCUUUAUUUGGCGACGACCAUGAUCUUGUCAUGCGCUGUCGCCGCGUUCUCUCGCGGCGCCGGUCCCGCUUCCUGCCAGACGAUGAGUCCGGGUCACAUCCGGGCCCAACCUCAGGACCCGAAGCAGAGCCACGUCACCAUUCGCACGUCGCUGCGCUCGUAUCUGCCUGGACAGCUGGUUACAGUGACUGUUCGAAGCUCUCGGGACUUCAUGGGCUUCCUGCUGCAGGCCCGCAGUGGUGUAGAUCCCGAAGCAGGUGCGGCCGCAGGGUCUCGCGCGGAGGGUCCGGUUCUGGUGGGCGGCUCCUGGACCCUGGCUCCGCCCGGGACCCACACGCUGCGCUGCCUGUCAGAGGGCGACACGCUCACCCACUCGGACAAACAGCUGAAGCGGAACCUGUCGUUUGUGUGGCGGGCCCCCGAUGCACCCGUGGGAGACGUUCGCUUUUAUAUCACAGUGGUCCAGUCCUACUUUGUUUACUGGGCGGGGAUUAAGUCUGCAGUGGUGCGUGACGGGAGUCGAAGUCUUUGGACUGGGAGAAACACAACAGGAGCACAGCGAGAAAGAGCAGUUUUUGGUCUCCGUGAUGAGAACUUGACUGCAGUGCCAGGAAAACAAGGCUUUACCCCUGAAGGAGUCUGGAGCAGCACUGCAAGUCCAAUGUCGCUCGCAGGGCACCAAAUGGGUAGGGGGGUUACUAAGAGGAACAACUCUGGAAAUCAAAAUCCAAGAAGUCUUUCUAGUGACAACUACCCAGAUUUAGGAUCCGUGGCUGAGGAGUCAAGAAGCGAUCCUUACUCAUCGCACCUUCCUUUCAUCACCCCGCUCCCACCGGAUGAAAGUGCAAAAACGUUCUCCGCUCCUGCGCCCCCUUUUCCGCUUCGCUCCCUCCGCCAUUGGAAGCAUGAGAGUAGGGAGAGAAAAGACCCAGAAACAAGGACGUCCAAUCGAAAUCUACUAAAGCCCUCAGAAAAUCGCAGUCUCCUCAGCACGAGCCCUUCAGUGCAAACAUCCCAGAAACCCACAGGACCACCAAAUGUGCCAACCAGUUUGUUUGCAUACGAGACCCCAAGCAACUUUGCCACGUCCCAGAGGAGGCUCACAAGACAUGAAAACCAGAGCCAGUCUCGGUCUUUGCUUCAGUCAUGGUCACACACUGACACAGAUACAUCUUCCACCAAGACAAUUUCCCAUUCCAUUCCCUUUUUACCGAAUCCUCUGAACUCCCCUAAAUCUCUUCUCCAGCCCCAUACAAAGCCUGAAGAGAAUCCAUCCGCUUCCAGAGACGGACUGCCGCAAGCUCCCAGCAGCUCUCGUCAAACGCAGCUGCAAACUUUCUUGGCUCGAUCUCGACAGAAAGUUAGCUACGCCCCGAGAAAUCUUGCCCUGUCUAACAAAGUAGUUGAGGGGCUGAGUACUAGCCCCCAACCACGGCCCCAAGCCCAUCUCCAAACUGUGCCGGCCUACACCCAACCCUCAGUAUCUACUAGAAGAUUAGAUGCGUUGCUUUUGACAACAAGGACUGAACAUGCCAUUGUCUCUUCCUCCACAAUGGUGAAAAGCAUCAGCCCAUUCUAUUCCUCCACUUCUUCUCAGGGUGUUAUCUCCCUUCAAUCUUCAGCAAGCCGCAAAGCUCCUCUUGACGUCUCCGAAGACACAACCACACAGCCAUCUUUUACACGUUCCUCCAGCCAAGAAAAAAAGUCUCCUGGAUUUUCUGCUCUCCCAAAUCCUCCUCCCAAAUCGAUCUCGAUCAUUCUGUCCUCCCCUUUCCAAAUGGUGUCCUCCUCAACAUCUUCAACAUUUCUCAUGAGCGGUGUCAUCAAUUCUCCACCAUCAGCUAGGCUCUUUUCUCGUGGUCCCUUUAGCGCUUCUUCCAACCCAGGAACAGGGAGUUCCCUCUCAUCUUCUACUACCACCAGCUCUCCAGCUGUCCCCUCCUCCACCAAAGCAUGCGUUCCUUCAACUUCUCACCCUUCUUCCUCCAUUCCCACCUCAGUGGGACCCUCGUCUUUGAUUUUGCCUGCCCCUUCUUCCUCGCAGGCAACCUCCCCGCAUCCAGGACCUUCUCCGGCUCCACGUCAAUCUGACUACAACCUCCCCUCAAUACCUCCCCCACCUUUGCCAUCCCCAAGACAGAUCCGCGUUGCGUCGUCUGAUCCCAAACAAAAGCGUAAGACCUCAACCUCCAGCCGCAAACUCCAAUCCAACAUCGGGGGUGUAUUAAAACCAAAGUCAGCAAAGCCAGAUACCAAGCUUCCCUUCAAUCCCUCGAAAAUUCCAAGCAUGGAGGGCAAGUACCCCGAAAGUGUGCCUAGGCAUAGCUCUUGGGAGCUGGGAAUGCUGCUGGGCUGUUCGGCCGGCCUGGGGAUGGCGCUGGUGGUCGGCGUGCGCUACGUGUACCGACAGGCCUGCGGGAAACGCACCGAGGUGACCCUGAACGACCGGGAGAGAGAUUACGGGAGAGGCGAGCGACGGAUGAUCCAGGUUCAGGAGUGUGGCGAUCUGGUCCGAGUCCGCCGAAUCCGAGAGAACAGCCUUGUGCUUCUUGCCGAGUACGACAUAUUAGCAUCGCCCGGAGACUGAAACGUAAUGCCAUGUUAGACACAGACACUUUC
Molecule: messenger RNA, 4505 nt
Organism: Phyllopteryx taeniolatus (common seadragon)
Lineage: Eukaryota; Metazoa; Chordata; Actinopteri; Syngnathiformes; Syngnathidae
Product: reelin domain-containing protein 1
Exons: 5
Coding region: 1873-4473 (866 amino acids)
Molecular function (GO): oxidoreductase activity, acting on metal ions
Source: RefSeq, a predicted model, not a curated record